Messenger RNA from Penicillium diatomitis, 1188 nucleotides. RefSeq lists its product as uncharacterized. The transcript has 2 exons. The record is from RefSeq and is a predicted model, not a curated record. Gene Ontology annotation, biological process: carbohydrate metabolic process. Bases 1 to 1188 code for a protein of 395 amino acids. Lineage: Eukaryota; Fungi; Ascomycota; Eurotiomycetes; Eurotiales; Aspergillaceae.
AUGGCCCUACCCUAUUGCAGUCCAUCUCCCAAAGUUGGCCGAUUCCAACAAGCAAUGGAGUCCGUGUACGGUGACUUCUGCGACAUAAGCAGUCCGAAGGACUGGACUCCACCUCCGGCAUCAGGAGGUCAUCGAGGACGGUACCUCUGGACGGAUGCGUUUGGGGUCAUCAAUCUGCUGACCAUGCACAAAGAGUACAAUCGCGCAGGAGGUGUCCACAUGCAAGAUGAUCGGUACUUGACACUGGCACAAAGACUAAUCGAAACCGUCCAUCAGGUGCUGGGACGGACUCGAGAUGGCCGCUCUCCGCUCCCUGGGGCUACAGAGCACAAUCCUCUAGGGGGAGGAUUACGCAUUGGAAAGACUGACGAAGAUGGGCCAGAUUGCGACGGACAGUAUCAUCACUAUCUCACGAUAUGGAUGUUCGCACUUAACCGCAUGGCAGUUGCAUCGGGCAACAUGCGCUAUAAUGACCAAGCUAUACAGCUGGCUCGAGCCAUUCAUCCCAGGUUUUUCCUUGAUCGCAAGACGGCGCGACCGCGUAUGGUCUGGAAGAUGUCAAUGGACUUAUCGAGGCCCUUGGUUAGCUCAGAGGGUAACUUGGAUCCGAUUGAUGGGUUCGUCAUCUUUCGUUUGCUCCAGGCAACGGCAGCAACGACGGGAGAUGCGCACGUCUUGGACGAAGAGAUUGCCGAUUAUAGACGAGUGAUGGACCGUAAGGGACAACAUUUUGUCUCCAAGGAUCCAUUGGACCUGGGUAUGACUCUGUGGACAGCUCACUGGUUCGCUGAGACCGAGAAAUGGGCUUCAAGUCUGGUAGCCAGAUGUUUCGAGCAACUGUCACUCACAGAUGACCUCUUCGAACUCCAAAGAUACCUUGAACGCAGAAUCAGUUCUCGCUUGGCAUUUCGAGAAUUCGGAACAAGCCUGGGACUUCAAUGCGAAUCCGAGCAGUCCGGAGACAGGAAACGAGCUACGGACUUCAAGAAUUGGGCGGAUGCCAUCAUUGUCGCAUGGGAUCCAUACAUGGAAUUAUCAGCUCCUGCAGCAGUAACGCCGGCAGACCUUCGGCCAAUUACUCGCGUGAUGUACGCCUCGGCUCUGAUACCUGGAGGUAAAUUUCUUCCUGCUUGGAUUUUUGCAUUGGGAUUUGCGAUCGUGUUCUAUCACAUUCAAGCAAAUGGCUGA